AUGUCACCGGCGGCACUUGUCCCAGCAAGGCCACCAUACCCGGGAAGACCAUCAUUGUGACAGGCGCUAACACGGGUAUUGGAAAGCAGACCGCCUUGGAACUGGCCAGAAGAGAGGGAGCUGUUGGGCUACACAAGGAAACUGGUGCCCUGCCCGCCGUCUGCCUGGCCCACGCGGACUCCCGCAUGGUGGCUGCUGAGUCCCCCGGUCGCAGUAUCCAGGACUGUGGCACGUCGGCCUCAGUGCCUGUCGUGUGGGGAUCCAGUUGGGAUGGACCGUGGCGUGGAGCUUCGUGUGGACGGAGUUUCCGUUUCUUGUUCCCGGCUGGGCCUGCAGGAGGCCGCGUCAUCCUGGCCUGCCGCGACCUGGAGAAGUGUGAGGCGGCAGCCAAGGAAAUCCGCGGGGAGACCCUCAACCACCGCGUGGACGCGCGCCGCCUGGACCUGGCUUCCCUCAGGUCCGUGCGGGAGUUCGCCGCCAGGAUCAUCGAAGAGGAGGAGCGCGUGGACGUUCUCAUCAACAACGCGGCCGUGAUGCGCUGCCCUCACUGGACCACUGAGGAUGGCUUCGAGAUGCAGCUGGGAGUCAACCACCUGGGUCAUUUUCUUCUGACAAACUUGCUGCUGGACAAGCUGAAAGCCUCAGCCCCUUCUCGGAUCGUCAACCUCUCGUCCCUGGCCCAUGUUGCUGGGCACAUAGACUUCGAUGACUUGAACUGGCAGAAGAGGAAGUACAACACCAAGGCCGCCUACUGUCAGAGCAAGCUGGCCGUUGUCCUCUUCACCAAGGAGCUGAGCCGGCGGUUGCAAGACACGGGUGUGACCGUCAAUGCCCUGCAUCCCGGUGUGGCCAGGACAGAGCUGGGCAGACACACUGGCAUGCACAACUCCACCUUCUCCAGCUUUACGCUUGGGCCUGUCUUCUGGCUGCUAGUCAAGAGCCCCCAGCUGGCGGCCCAGCCCAGCACCUACCUGGCUGUGGCGGAGGAGCUGCAAGGUGUUUCUGGAAAGUACUUCGAUGGACUCAAAGAGGUGGCACCAGCCCCCGAGGCUGAGGAUGAGGAGGUAGCCCAGAGGCUUUGGGCUGAAAGUGCUCGCCUAGUGGGUUUGGACAUGUCCCACAAGUCCCCUGCGAAGGGACAGUCAUGCCCCAGGUAACCUCUGGGACAGGUUUUCCAGGACAGAGCUGCAAGAUCAAGGAUGCUGACAGCCAUGCCUUUUUUACCCACUAGGGCUCAGAAUGGAUCUCUUGAGCCUCAAGACCAGGGACCACCUUCCUCUAGGGCCAGUGUUGGCCUCAGGACUACCAUGCCUGUCUAGGGGCGGUGUGGUGCACGUGAACUUAAGGGUCCUCCAGUGGCCGUGUUGGCGCCAUCUCUGGUAGCUGUAGGUGCAGAGUGGACUAUAGGCGGGCACCUGACUUACGGGACUGGGGCCGGGUGUGCCUGUGUCCUGGAGCCUGGGCCUGCCACUGUACAGCGUGCACUGUAACGAGUGCCUCUUGGGCCUGGGUGGGGGCACCGCUGCCUUCUUGCAGUUCACAGUUUACUGAGGGCCUCUGCCAGAGCCCGGCCACGGUGCUGGCUUCCACCAAGGAGGGCUGUCACAGACCCUGGCCUGUCACUGUGUCGCGGAGGACGGCGUGGACUGUGAUCACCUGGGAUGCCUCCUUCCCUCCCGUUCCUGUGGUAAUUUUAGCCUCAGGCUCUCCAUUGUGCUCCUUGAUAAUAAAAACCGCAAACCUCCCUGAGUCACGGGUUGUGGGGAAGUGAGAGGCGCGCACACCCAGGGUACCUACUCUUGGGAGCUAGGACACUGACUUAGACAGCGCCAAGGCAGCCCAUGCAGCCUUCCAGACUGGAGAUGGGAGCCGCAGGGCGAGGGUGAGGGCGAGGGCCAGGGCGAGGGCAGGGGGCUCCUGCCUGGGCCGCGAAGGGCUGCUCCAGAGCGUUGAGUAGCCAGGAUGAAGAGGCGCCUGGCUGCCGGGAGCGGGUGCUGGGCAGCGUCCUGAGCACAGCACGGACCGCUGGACGCGGGGCCACUGGCUGUCAUGGUGCCAGGGAGGGGCCUUGGACGGCUGCCUGGAGCUUUAUAAAUGCAGCUCAUUUUCUUUCUCUCUUUUUUUUCAUUAAAAAAAUUAGUACGUGUUGCAGGACAGAAUGAUCACAUUCCUCACAGGGCGGCUAUGCACGGACACACACCUCUUCGUUCUUCCAUCUUGUCCUCCCUUCCAGCCCUCCGUCCAACUCCUGGUGCCCUUCCCCCUUGCAAAAGAUCUUCCUAUUAUAUUUUGUCUGGUUUAUUAAAUGAGUGGAACAGUGUGAUGUUUAAGCCCGCGUCCGAUGUUU
Fukomys damarensis (Damara mole-rat) is the source of this 2347-nucleotide messenger RNA. RefSeq names its product retinol dehydrogenase 13 (gene Rdh13). Gene Ontology annotation, molecular function: oxidoreductase activity. The record is from RefSeq and is a predicted model, not a curated record. Bases 186 to 1157 code for a protein of 323 amino acids. NCBI's taxonomy places the organism in Eukaryota, Metazoa, Chordata, Mammalia, Rodentia, Bathyergidae. The transcript is spliced from 6 exons.